AUGAAUCUUCUUACCGAUCUCACAAACGACCGUCGACGUCGCAACGCCUCGGGCCGUCCCCUCAUCUUCGUCGCCCAUGGCCUAGGCGGCCUUAUCUGCAAAGAAGCCAUUCUGCUCUCUCACAAUAACCCGAACCGCUCCCGUCAAGACUUCUUCACGCAAAUCAAGGGCGUCGUCUUCAUGGGCACACCCCACAAGGGCUCGUGGAUUGCGAAUUGGUCCAGAAUACCUGCCACGGCUCUUGGGCUGGUCAAGUAUACCAACAAAUCACUUCUCGAGGUGCUGGAAACCAACAGCCAAUAUCUAGAGUCAAUCCAUGGCAGAUUCAUAACCAUGAUGCGGGAGCAACGUGAGGCGGGAAGGCAACUCGAGGUCGCUUGCUUCUUCGAGGAGCUACCUCUGUCUACAGUUGGCAAAGUUGUGUCAAAGGAAUCAGCCACAUUCGAGGGCUACGAUCCAAUCACUAUCCAUGCAAAUCAUAGAGAUAUGGUUAAGUUUGGGUCUGUGGAAGAGAAUGGUUUCAAAAGAGUCGUCGGAGAACUCACAGCAUGGAAACCGGAAACCGGCAUUGAGCGUGGUGGCGGGGAGGAUCCAAAAGAAACAUUCCGGGAUUACCUAAGCUCAGAAGAGGCGGGAAAGUGGUUUCUUAUCAUCGACAAUGCCGACAACAUAGAGACUCUACAUGGGAAGGCUCAGGGGUCAGGAGGAAUCGUCGAGUUCGUUCCAGGUUGUGAGCACGGAUAUGUUUUAUUCACGACGCGAUCCCGUGAAGUCGCCGAUAGCGUUGCGCAGACGAAUGUCCUUCGGCUAUCUGGGAUGGACGAGCGGGAUGCUAGAGCCCUCCUUCGAAGUUCUUUAAUUGAGAAAGAUCAAAUGCAGAAUACCGUUCUGGUCGACAAGCUGCUGCGUACGCUCGCGUACCUACCGCUCGCAAUCACGCAAGCAUCGGCAUACAUGAGAAUCAACCAACUCGCAAUCGAGGAGUAUCUCCAGCUACUUCAAAACACAUCCCAGGAUAUGGCGGAAUUGCUAAGCGUUGGAUUCCGCGAUGGCACACACUACGGAAGCGCCCAAGGUGCAGUUGUGACAACCUGGAUUGUGUCCUUCAACCAAAUCCGCGCUCUACAUGGAGAGGCCGAGAAGCUGCUUUCAUUCUCAGCUUGUAUAGAGCCGAAAGCGAUACCUCAGACCUUACUGCCCCGUUUUGGCUCUGAACAAAGCAUGGCACGCGCUAUCGGCACACUGUGCGGGUAUAGCUUCUUGAGUAAACGAGGAGAUGGUGACACGUUCGAUAUGCAUAGUCUCGUACAUCUGGCAACGCAACUAUGGAACAAAGACGAGGGAUAUGAAGACGAAAUACGUCAAACCACAUUGGCACGUGUUGCUGAGGCAUUUCCAGACGAUGAUUGGGAAAAUCGUGAAGUGUGGAGGCAGUAUCUGCCGCAUGCGCUCAGGCUCCUUGACAAUGCGGAUUGUGUCGAGAGCGACGACGGAUGUAAGCUGGGAUACUGGGUUAGCAGAUGUUUACACGUAGAUGGCCGUGUAGGACAGGCAGUAGAGCUGCUAGAGCGUGUGGUUGCAGUUCAGGAGACGACACUGGCAGAGGAUCACCCAGAUCUACUGGCAUCACAGCACGAGCUCGCAAGAACAUAUCAAGUCAACGACCAGAUCAAAAAGGCAGUAGAACUUCUAGAGCAUGUGGUUGCAGUUCAGGAGACGUCAUUGGCAGAGGAUCACCCAGAUCGACUGACAUCACAGCACGAGCUCGCAAGAACAUAUAGAGCCAAUGGCCAGAUCAAAAAGGCAGUAGAGCUGCUAGAACAUGUGGUUGCAGUUUGGGAGACGUCAUUGACAGAGGAUCACCCAGAUCGACUGACAUCACAGCACGAGCUCGCAAGAACAUAUAGAGCCAAUGGCCAAAUCAAAAAAGCAGUAGAGCUGCUAGAGCAUGUGGUUGCAGUUAAAGAGACGACAUUGACAGAGGAUCACCCAUCACGACUAGCAUCACAGCACGAGCUCGCAAGAACAUAUCAAGCCAACGACCAGAUCAAAAAAGCAGUAGAACUUCUAGAGCAUGUGGUUGCAGUUCAGGAGACGACAUUGACAGAGGAUCACCCAUCACGACUAGCAUCACAGCACGUACUUGCAGGAGCAUAUCAAGCCAAUGGCCAGAUCAAAAAGGCAGUAGAACUUCUAGAGCAUGUGGUUGCAGUUCAGGAGACGUCAUUGACAGAGGAUCACCCAGAUCGACUGGCAUCACAGCACGAGCUCGCAACAACAUACAGAGCCAACGGCCAAAUCAAAAAAGCAGUAGAACUGCUAGAGCGUGUGGUUGCAGUUAAAGAGACGACAUUGACAGAGGAUCACCCAGAUCGACUGAAAUCACAGCACGAGCUCGCAAGAACAUAUAGAGCCAACGACCAGAUCAAAAAGGCAGUAGAACUUCUAGAGCAUGUGGUUGCAGUUAAAGAGACGACAUUGACAGAGGAUCACCCAUCACGACUAGCAUCACAGCACGAGCUCGCAAGGACAUACAGAGCCAAUGGCCAGAUCAAAAAGGCAGUAGGACUGCUAGAGCAUGUGGUUGCAGUUCAGGAGACGACAUUGACAGAGGAUCACCCAUCACGACUAGCAUCACAGCACGUACUUGCAGGAGCAUAUCAAGCCAAUGGCCAGAUCAAAAAGGCAGUAGAACUUCUAGAGCGUGUGGUUGCAAUUGAGGCAGAGAUAUUAGCCGAGGACAAUCAUAGUCGGCAGCUAUCGCAAGACCUGUUGCAGCACUGCUAUGGCAGGUUAGAGGGGGCGAGCUUAACAGUAAAGUCUGAGGAAUCCGUUCUUGAUGAGGAAAUGUAA
Messenger RNA from Fusarium poae, 2853 nucleotides. RefSeq lists its product as uncharacterized. The transcript has 2 exons. NCBI's taxonomy places the organism in Eukaryota, Fungi, Ascomycota, Sordariomycetes, Hypocreales, Nectriaceae. Gene Ontology annotation, molecular function: protein binding. The record is from RefSeq and is a predicted model, not a curated record. The coding region runs from base 1 to 2853 and encodes 950 amino acids.